GGGCACGUCUCCCCUAGUGGCGCGUUCCACGCACGUCCCCGCACUUAACCUCUGCGCGCCCGGCGCGGUGCGGGCGUCGGGGAGUGCGAGCCUGCAGCGGCAGCCCCGCAGACCAUGACUUGCUACCGGGGCUUCUUGCUGGGCAGCUGCCGGCGCGUGGCGGGAGGCCGGGCGGCUCUGCGGGGCUCGGGCGCGGACGGCCGGCGGCACCUGGGGCACGGGCAGCCGCGCGAGCUGGCGAGCCGUGGUAGCCGCGCCGACGGCGGCUUCCGCCCUUCGCGGGUGGUGGUGGUGGCGAAAACUACCCGCUACGAGUUCGAGCAGCAGCGGUACCGCUACGCGGAGCUCUCGGAGGAGGACCUGAAGCAGCUGCUUGCAUUGAAAGGCUCGAGCUACAGUGGACUACUUGAACGACACCAUAUUCACACCAAAAAUGUAGAACAUAUAGUAGAUAGCUUACGGGAUGAAGGGAUUGAGGUUCGCCUAGUGAAGCGGAGGGAGUACAAUGAAGAAACCGUUCGAUGGGCAGAUGCUGUCAUAGCAGCAGGAGGUGAUGGCACGAUGCUUCUGGCAGCCAGUAAAGUUUUGGACAGACUUAAACCUGUCAUUGGGGUCAACACUGAUCCAGAACGGUCUGAAGGUCAUUUAUGUCUGCCUGUUCGAUACACACAUUCCUUCCCUGAAGCCCUACAGAAGUUCUCGCGUGGUGAGUUCAGGUGGCUAUGGAGACAACGUAUCAGGUUGUAUCUGGAAGGGACUGGCAUAAACCCCACCCCGGUGGACCUUCAUGAACAGCAGCUGAGUUUGAAUCAGCACAGCAGGGCCUUUAACAUCGAAAGAGCUGAUGAUGAAAGAUCCGAGGCGUCAGGACCUCAGCUUUUGCCAGUGCGAGCACUCAAUGAAGUCUUCAUCGGGGAGAGCUUGUCAUCCAGAAUGCCUUAUUGUUGGGCUGUAGCAGUGGACAAUUUAAGAAGAAGUAUACCCAAUCUAAAGGGACUGGCUUCGUACUAUGAAAUUUCAGUUGAUGAUGGCCCAUGGGAAAAGCAGAAGAGUUCAGGGCUCAAUUUGUGUACUGGAACGGGAUCAAAGGCCUGGUCAUUCAAUAUCAACAGGGUUGCAGCUCAGGCUGUUGAAGAUGUUUUAAAUAUUGCCAGGCGACAAGGAAAUCUGACUCUUCCAUUGAACAAAGAGUUGGUAGAAAAAGUCACAAAUGAAUACAACGAAUCAUUGCUCUACAGUCCAGAAGAACCAAAAAUACUUUUCAGUAUUCGAGAGCCAAUAGCAAACAGAGUUUUCUCAAGCAGCCGUCAACGUUGUUUCUCAUCAAAAGUUUGCGUCCGUUCACGAUGUUGGGAUGCCUGCAUGGUUGUGGAUGGAGGAACUUCUUUUGAAUUUAAUGAUGGAGCGAUUGCUUCAAUGAUGAUCAACAAAGAAGAUGAGCUUCGAACUGUGAUUCUAGAACAGUGAAGGAUUUCCUCAGACGACAUAUUUGAUUACUAGAAAUAUAUUUUUUUCUGCAGAUACAGAUGACCAGCCAUAAACCUACCUUAUUUUGGUCCUUACUGAGACUGGCUACCACUAGAGUCAAAGGUGACAAAGUGGAAUCCAUGUUUUGUCUGUUCCAUUGUGAUAGACAAAAACUGUUCACCAUGUGAGAAGUGAUGGACUAAAUGGAUUAGAAUUAUAUUGGUGAAGUUUCUGUAUUAUUUACAGUUGGUAACCAAGAGUAUUGAUAUUCUCUAGAGAGGCAGGUUAAAUAAAGGGUUUAUUUAGAAUUUCAAAUUUAACUGUACAAGCAUUUUGGCUUUGUUUUUUCUUCCUAACUUUGUGGAAUUGACUUUAUGUUGUUUGAUUAAUGCAUUAUUUUUAUAGUACCUAAAGGUAAAGAUUUUAAAAAAUUUUGAUGAUGGAGAACUUUGAUAAAUCAUGAUGUUGACCUAACUGAAGUUGGUAAAUGUGUUUUUAUAUAUGCUAAUAAUUUUCUAAUUCUAGGAAAUAAUGCUAAAAUCAUUAUUGAUUGAAAAAAAUUGAAUCAUUUUAAAAAUUAUUUGUAGAUGAAUUCUGACUUGGUUAAUGUCAACAAUGCUAGAUAAAAUAUAUCUGUUGGGACAAAUGAUGCUUUGUAAAUGUAUUAAUUUUUCUGUACAAAUUGUUGGUCAGACAAAUUAUUUUUUUUUAAAUAAUUUGAGUUCAAUAGCCCCUCUCCUGUUUUUGAAUCGCUAGCAUGAACUCAAGGAUUAGAAAGAUAACUGAUGAAUAUGUUUUGUUAGGAGUUUGGUAAAACAUUCAGACCGUCCUUUUGUUUUAGGAUUGUCAGCAAGAGAAUUGGACAUACUUUUGGAAUUGCCUUAUUUAAUAUUUUCUGUAUUCCAAGUUUUAAACAAUAGCUCUGUAGGAUUAAAAACAACAGAGCCCUUCCCCAACCCCAGUAUAAAAACCACUUUAUUUUUGAAGGAAACUACUUUCAUUUAAUUCUUGAUCUUAAAAGUAACUAGUUUUCACAGAAAGAUCCCAUUGCUAAAUAAUGAAAUGGUAUUCUCAUGCCACUUAUUCAAUUGAGUCGUUUUCACUUGGUGAAAUUGGUUUUCAUUGACAAAGUGUUUAUUGAAGAUGCACUCUGUGCCAUCUGUCACAAUAUCAUAUAAUGAAGUAUUGGAAGGACACUGAAAUAGACUGUUAGUGGGACUUGAGCCUAGUGAGCUCAGAAGUGAGCGCUGAAAGCUAGGAUGCAUGAUCAGAUUAAAUGCUCUUAGCUUUGCCAAACUCAACAUGCUGCUCUUAACAACUAAAACAUGAAUGUUGACAUGCAAGGUAAUCUAGGUUUUGUUGUUUAUCCAGAAUGUGUUCCUUAAGAGUAUCUGCAGGAGGAAAUAUGUUAGGUUUUUGCUGAGCCAAGUCUAAUUUCUAGUUUAAUUUUUUAAGAAAUGAUAUAUUUAAGAUACUACUUUAUAUGGAGGUUAAAUUCCACACUAUAGAAAAUCCACCCAAAGGCUUGAAAUACUUUGUGGGGUGGGGAUGGGGGAUGUCACUUCUGCCCGUAUUAUAUCCAAGAAUCUGGUUGUUCAUGAUUUACCACAGAUCUUUUAGUAUGUACUAUUAGCUAGUAACUAGCUGUGUGGAAUUGUUCAUAAGCUACAUUUGGAAAAGUAUUAAAAUUACUGACUACGUUUGCAAUCUAACUUCUGCUCUGUUGCAGGCCAGGAUUUAUUUGUAAUAGAUGAAUGGCGGAGGAUGUUGGAGUCUCAAAAAUGUCUUUUUGAAUGGGUUAACCUUUAAUGACCACUGUAUACAAAUAAAAUUAAGCCAUUGUC
This is a messenger RNA of Phodopus roborovskii (desert hamster), 3311 nucleotides long. RefSeq names its product NAD kinase 2, mitochondrial (gene Nadk2). The transcript has 13 exons. Gene Ontology annotation, cellular component: mitochondrion. Gene Ontology annotation, biological process: NAD+ metabolic process; NADP+ biosynthetic process. The record is from RefSeq and is a predicted model, not a curated record. The coding region runs from base 115 to 1467 and encodes 450 amino acids. Gene Ontology annotation, molecular function: NAD+ kinase activity. Lineage: Eukaryota; Metazoa; Chordata; Mammalia; Rodentia; Cricetidae.